UCCGGGUGACGUCAGAGGGAUGGGCAGGUCACGUGGUGUUCUGCGGGGGAAACCUGCGGUGUAACGUUACUGAAAUGGGAAAGAGGAAGACGAGGAGCAGGAGAAGAACAAGGUGAUUCCUCAGCAAAAUCUCUGUUCAUACCAGGUUUGCAUUCUGACCUGCAGGCCAAUGGACCAUCACUAUCCUCAUGUCCUAUGGAGGAGGCUUUCACGGACGCACUGAGCGUGACCGCCAGGCGCCCCACUAUGACCAGGUACCACACGGCUCCUUACCCCGAGAAGACUCCUUCAAUCUGCAGCCACUGAGAGAGCAGAGAGCCCCUCAUCUCGCUAAGAGCGCCGACCCCCUCCCGCCCCCACCUCUGCCAGAGCAGUCUCCUGUGGGGCCCGAGUUCGAUCCCAGCGGCAGCGAGGACAACAGUCACCCAGACCUCGACCCCGCCAUCGACAUCAAGCCAGUCCACCGCUUCGUCCCAGACUCCUGGAAGAACUUCUUCAGAGGAAGCAACGUGAGCAGUGACAAGUGGUCCAUGCCUGCAUCGUCAUAUAACAAUAACAAUAGCACCACUGGGGGGCAGCGCUGCUCACCCCCUCAGUCCCCCUCGGUUCCUGGGUCAUACCGGGAUCCCUAUGGGGGCUCAGGUGGUAGCUACAACUCCAGAAAGGAGCUUCUGGAAGUACCGGAUCCUCAGGAGUCUGUGUCAGGGCGCACCUACCGCACAGGUCUGACCUACAGCGAGCGAGUGGAGGAGUACCAUCAGCGCUACGACUACAUGAAGUCCUGGGCAGGACUGCUGAGGAUUCUCGGCUGUAUUGAGCUCCUGCUGGGAGCUGCUGUGUUUGCCUGCGUCUGUGCCUACAUCCACAAAGACAACGAAUGGUUCAACAUGUUUGGAUACUCGUCUCCUGGGGGAGCAUACGGAGGAGGUCUCAACGGAGCCGUCACAGGCGGGUCCUACUACUCAGGCCCCAAGACCCCAUUUGUGUUGGUGGUGGCAGGGCUGGCCUGGUUGAUGACUGUGAUUCUAUUAGUGCUGGGGAUGACCAUGUACUACCGCACCAUUCUGCUGGACUCCUCAUGGUGGCCCGUGACUGAGUUUACCAUGAACCUGGCUCUGGCAGUGCUCUACAUGGCAGCAGCCAUUGUCUAUGUACGUGACACAACUCGUGGAGGGCUCUGCUCCUACCCAAUCUUCAACAAUGGCAUCAAUGGUGCGUUCUGCAGAACAGAGGCUGGCCAGACUGCUGCCAUCAUCUUUCUGUUUGUCACAAUGGUUAUUUAUCUGAUUGGAGCCAUCGUGUGUCUCAAGCUGUGGAGACAUGAGGCUGCACGCAGGUACCGGGAGAGGAACGGCCUGGAGAUGGUGCCCUCUGAGAUGCGAGCUGCUCGCUCAUUGGUUGCCCCAGGUCCAGCUCAUGUUCUCAAAACUCCAGAACAGGCCCAAGAGUCAUCAGUCGUUCCCAUCCAGGCUGCUCCAAAGGUUACUCCAGCGCAGAUUUUACAGGGAGCUAUACCAUCAGGACACAUUCCAAAACCUGUUAUUGUGCCUGACUAUAUUGCUAAGUACCCAUCCAUACGGACAGACGAGGAGCGGGACCAGUACCGAGCUGUGUUCAACGACCAGUAUGCAGAGUACAAAGAGAUCCACGCAGACGUCCAGGCCACCCAAAAGAAGUUUGAUGAGAUGGACGCCAUGAUGCGCGGCCUGCCCCAGAACCCAACCAGCCAGAUGGAGGUUGAUCGUAUUUCCAGGAUCCUUCAGGAAUACCGGAGGAAGAAAAAUGAUCCAACGUUCCUGGAGAAGAAGGAGCGCUGCGAGUACCUGAAGAGCAAACUGUCUCACAUCAAGCAGAAGAUCCAAGAAUACGAUAAAGUCAUGGAGUGGAACGACAAACACCUGUGCGCCGCGGGGAGGGGGGGUGGGGUUUGUGGAAUGGGACCUGGGUGUGACUGUUUUGUUCGCUGCUGCAGUUUCAGUCGACAGGUGAGACGCACCGAGCAACAGAUUCUUUUAACAGGGCAGCACCCAGUAGAUCCAGCAGCAAUGUCCUCGGUGCCCAAUGGGAGUCCACCUCCCUACGAGGAAGAUGGAUUUACCGCCGCUCCGCAGACGGCCUAUUCUUACUAUCCAGAUGAUGAGUUCCAGCAUUUCUACCGCUGGACAUCUCCACCAGGCAUCCUCAAAAUCAUGGGCAUCAUAGUCAUCGUGAUGUGCGUCGGCAUAUUUGCUUGUGUAGCCUCCACUCUGGCUUGGGACACCCAGGGAGGCAUGGGAGGUAUGGGAGGUAUGGGAGGUAUGGGGGGUAUGGGGGGCUACGGGGGAGGUUAUGGCGGCGGCUCCUAUGGCGGCGGCUCCUAUGGAGGCGGCGGCUAUGGAGCUGGAAACAACUAUGGCUACGGUAACAUCGGAGGGAACUACAAUGACCCCCGAUCAGGCAAAGGGUUUAUCAUUGCCAUGGCAGCCAUCACCUUCAUCGCCGGCCUGGUCAUCUUCAUCAUCAUUGUGUCCCAUCAGAAACUAUCAGAGAGCAGGAAGUUCUACCUAGCAGUGAUGAUCAUCUGUGCCAUCCUAGCACUGCUAAUGCUAAUUGCGUCCAUAGUAUACUUGAUGGCAGUGAACCCCAUGGCGCAGUCCUCUGGGUCUGUCUAUUCCAGCCAGAUUGCUGGCCUGUGUGCCCAGUACCAACAACCACAGACUACAGGAAUGUUCGUCAACCAGUACCUCUACCACUACUGUGUGGUGGAGCCACAAGAGGCCAUCGCCGUGGUGUUUGGCUUCCUGGUCACCGUCGCUCUGAUCGUCAUGCUCGUCUUUGCUCUGAAGACUCGCCAGAAAAUCGGAAACUAUGGCAAGAGCAACAUUCUGUGGAGGAAAGUGAAGAUCGUCGACGAGAUGGCGCCACCUCAGGAUGUGGAGGCAUGGGUGAACAAUGUGUCCAGUCCCCCUGAAGAGCUCCCGAUCUCAGAUUACCCUAACAAGCUGAGAGGCUCCAGGAGCCACCUGGAUGACGAGAGCACAAACUACGACAAACCUCCCUACAACUACUCGCCACAGCCUCAUGUGGAAAACCACGCGCUGUUGCAGAACGGGGCUCCCUACAGCAGUAACUCAGAGGUGGCCAGCUCGGCUGGACGGCACAAGAAGAGGCGUGCAGGUCGCCCUCGCCGCGCCGAUGGACAGGACUAUGAAACCGACUAUAACUCCUCAGGGGACGAGCUGGACGACAACGACUUUGACAGUGAAUUCUCUCCGAUAACAAACGAGAAGGAGCGCAACGACUGCAAGCAUGAAUUCGACCGCGAACACCAGGAGUACAAGGACCUGCAGGCGGAGCUGGACGCCAUCAAUAAGAGUCUGUCCGAGGUGGACAGAGAGCUGGACGAGCUGGAGGAGGGGAGCCCACAGUACCUGGAUGCCUUGGAUGAGUACAACAGGAUAAAGAACACCAAAAAGUCUGCAGAUUAUCAGGUGAAGAAGCGCAGGUGUAAAUAUCUGAAGUCCAAACUGAACCACCUCAAGAAGAAGGUCAGUGAUUAUGACCGCAGGGCCUGAACAAAAUCGGUGGGGACAACACCCCCCUCUGAGACGGGACAGAUUGGUAGACCGUAGCAGACUGCAGAGGACGGAGCUGCUGCAUCAAACGUGGAAGCUUCUUAAGUGUGUUUGAGCUGAUUGCUGUGGAAACUCUGCAGAGGUUGUUUUUUACUUUGGAAGGACAGAGCAUUAUUCCGUCUGGUAUUUUGCCGCUGUUUGUAUUAUGAUCAUCUGGUGACAUAGGUACUGUUUUCUGUAUUUAUUUUACUCAAUGUGAUCUCAACAUAGUAGUCUAGUAGAGGAGUGAGGCUAUAUGCAGAUCCCUGUUUGAUUUUUAACAAGCUCUUUUAAUCCUCAUUUUUAAUUCACUCAUUUUUGUUAUCAGCAACAUAAACAUGUACAUAUUUGGGAAACACUUGUGUUUUUAAUGUUUCUAGCAGUUUAUGGAAGUAAGUUCACAUGUGUUCAAUGUGUUUCAGACACAUGAUGAUAUUGCAGGUUUGAUGCAUACUGAUGUACUUGGACAAUCAUUUGUGAUGUUUUCUACUUGAAUAAAUUCAAUUAACAAACA
Messenger RNA from Hippoglossus stenolepis (Pacific halibut), 4107 nucleotides. It is a transcript of the gene marveld2a, whose product is annotated as MARVEL domain containing 2a. The record is from RefSeq and is a predicted model, not a curated record. Gene Ontology annotation, biological process: bicellular tight junction assembly. The transcript is spliced from 17 exons. Bases 189 to 3554 code for a protein of 1121 amino acids. NCBI's taxonomy places the organism in Eukaryota, Metazoa, Chordata, Actinopteri, Pleuronectiformes, Pleuronectidae. Gene Ontology annotation, cellular component: apical plasma membrane; cytoplasmic vesicle; bicellular tight junction.